AUGCCGCCCUCAGUGCCCUUACCACCUCUACCCACCUCUCCUUCGUCCACAAGAUCUACCAAGUCUGUUAAAUCUACAAAAUCACGAUCAACAACUCUCAGAGGAAGUCCUAGGCCUAUGACAGGCUCGACCAAGAAACCUUCACUCACUUCGAUAUCCUGGCGCCCUUACAAACCGACGAAAUAUGGAAGCGGAAGAUUUUCCCAUGUUGAACUGGUGCCCCAGCCGAGCGAUGAUCCGCAAGAUCCGCUGAACUGGCCUCAAUGGAAGAAAGAACUAAACUUGGCAUCGCUGCUCUUCAUGGUUUGUUUAAUAGGCGCAAUGAAAACUGCCCUUAUUGCAAGCAAUGGGGUUAUGGCUGUCCGUUAUAAUGUCUCUUAUUCCUGGGUCGCCGUUUUGACGGCUGCACCCUUGAUGGUUUCGGCCCUGAGUGGGUUUAUCUGCUCGGUAGUCGCGAAACUGGUUGGAAAGCGGCCAGUUUAUUUGGCUUCAUCGAUCCUGAUCUUUGCUGGAUGCCUCUGGAAUAUGACGGCUGAUUCUAGCUACGGUUCUUGUAUGGGCGCUAGGGUACUACAAGGAGUCGGCUGGGGUGCUUUCGACGUUUUAGUGUUGGAGAGUAUCCAGGACACCUUCUAUGAACACGAGAGAAAUAUCCGCACCACUCUACAUAGCAUCGUCACGGUUUCGGCAACAUGGGCAUCCCCACUCUUGGGUGGUAUCGUCUCUUAUCAAGUCGGAUCUUUUACUGCUCAGUAUCGCAUAAUCAGCGCAUUCUUUGCUAUUGCCAUUCCACUCAUGGCCCUUACUGCACCUGAGACAGCAUUUGAUCGUGCUCGAGCCGCCAUUGCAACAACUCCUAUAUUCAUCUACACAUUCCCCUGGGAGCCUCAGCCAGUUCAACUUGAGCUUAGCAAAGAUUCUGUGCUUGACUACGUUAAGGAGAUGAGACCGUGGUCGUAUGAGAGCGAAAAGAAUCUUUCCAUCUGCAUCCAAUCACCACGAGCUCUUGCUGCCCCCACUACCACUCUUGUUUUUAUCGUUACCGCAUUACCUCAUUGUGCCCUAUGGGGUUUGAUUGCUUCUCUAUCUCUGCUAUUCUCAUCAUCACCUAUUAGCCUUCAUCCCAGCAGCACUGGGACUCUCUUGACUGGGCCCUGGCUACUAGCAAUAUCCGUCGUUGCUGGUAUCUGCUUCUACCGAUCGACAAACCAGAAAUUCUGCUCCUGCGUGAGUAACCUUACUUUAGCUGGCGGCGCGCUUCUGGCUAUCAUUGGCUUGACUUCAUUUGGUCUGGGUGUCAACAGCUUCAUGAGUUGGCCCACAUCAUCUGAACAGGGCCAUCCCGUAUUCUUCAAGCCUGAAGCAGCUCAAGAGCUCAACCUUCCCGUUUUAUCGCUUCAACUUGGAUUGCUCGCGGCUGGAGCGUAUGCUCUUGAAGCCGCCGCACGUCCGCUGUUGGCUCGAUCCGCAUCCUUCACUGCCUCCAGUAUGGCCACGGCACAGCGAAGCAUAGGUGAUAUGCACUCUUGGGUUAUUGUCCUACGAAAUCUCGUCGCUGGUGCCUUUGUCUUGGCUGUUCCCCACAUCAUUUGCAAGGAAGGGGGACUCAAAUCUCUCAUCAUCGGUCUAAGCGUUGCCCAAGUUGUCAUUACCCUGUCCGUUCUAUUGCUAUGGCGUUUCUGCGAAAAGGCUAUAUGGAAGAUGGAUGGCAAGGUAAUGGGACUUGUCAACUUGCGGAUGCCUCAUCCUGAGGCAAGCUUUUUCGAUAUCGACUGAGCGUCGCGAACGCCGUGUGAAGAAGAAUCUCAUUGAGAUCAUGUGACAAGGAAC
This is a messenger RNA of Trichoderma atroviride IMI 206040, 1830 nucleotides long. NCBI's taxonomy places the organism in Eukaryota, Fungi, Ascomycota, Sordariomycetes, Hypocreales, Hypocreaceae. The record is from RefSeq and is a predicted model, not a curated record.